AUGCGUGUCGCUGGCGGCAUUGCUGUCGCCCUCAGCUUAGUAGGCGCAGCCUCCGCAUCCCUCCAUCCUCGCUCCCAUGAAUCUCGCGACUAUUUCGCCCUUCACCUCGAUGAUGCCACUCCUCCGGCCGACGUUGCACGAAUGCUAGGUGCUCGACAUGAGGGACAGAUCGGGGAGCUUGCCGGCCAUCACACCUUCUCACUGCCUCGAGAGCAGAGCCCAGACUUCAAUGCCGCAUUGGAUAGCUUGAAAUCUAGGCGAAAGCUCCGUCGCCGAUCGGGUGAGGGGGUUGCAUCCAGGAGUACAGAUCCGCUGGAGGGAAUUCUAUGGUCACAGAAGCUGGAGCCGCCUCGACAAAGGCUGCAGAAGCGGGCGCCUCCCGUUUCUUCCAAGCACUUGGUUGAGAGAAUCAGCCCAAGAGCGGAUCCAAAAGCGCUGGAGGAACAGACUAAGAUGAUGUCAACUUUAGGAAUCACCGACCCGAUCUUCAAAGACCAAUGGCAUCUAUAUAACGUCCAGCAGCCCGGUCACGAUCUCAAUGUGACGGGUGUCUGGCUGGAGGGAAUCACUGGCCAUGGAGUGGCGACGGCUGUCGUUGACGAUGGAUUGGAUAUGUACAGCAACGACUUGAAGCCCAAUUACUUUGCCCAGGGCUCGUGGGAUUUCAACGAACAUGGACCCGAGCCGCGACCUCUCUUGUACGACGACAAGCACGGUACGCGGUGCUCGGGCGAAAUCGCAGCGGCCAAAAAUGAUGUGUGUGGUGUGGGUGUUGCUUACGACAGCAAGGUGUCGGGUAUUCGGAUUCUAUCCAAGGCGAUUGACGAUAUCGACGAAGCAGCUGCCAUCAACUUUGCCUUCCAAGAUAACGAUAUCUACUCCUGCUCGUGGGGUCCUCCCGACGAUGGUGCAACCAUGGAUGCGCCAGGUCUUUUGAUCAAGCGGGCGAUGGUCAACGGUGUGCAGCAGGGACGAGGUGGAAAGGGCUCGAUCUUCGUGUUUGCCGCCGGUAACGGCGCCCUCUUUGGCGACAACUGCAACUUCGACGGAUACACCAACAGCAUUUAUAGUGUAACCGUCGGGGCUAUUGACCGACAAGGAAACCACCCGACCUACUCCGAGUCCUGCUCCGCGCAGCUGGUUGUCGCAUACAGCAGUGGAUCUGGGGAUGCAAUUCACACGACUGAUGUGGGUACGGACAAGUGCUAUUCACAGCACGGUGGUACUUCGGCGGCAGGCCCGCUUGCCGCCGGCUCGAUUGCCCUUGCGCUCAGUACUCGACCGGAACUCACCUGGCGUGACAUUCAAUAUUUGAUGAUUGAAACAGCGGUGCCGGUCAACGAGAAUGAUGGAAGCUGGGUGGAUCUUCCUUCUGGGAAGAAAUUCAGCCAUGACUGGGGUUUUGGCAAGGUCGAUACGUAUGCUUUGGUUCACAAGGCCCAGACUUGGGAUCUGGUGAAGCCCCAGGCGUGGUUUAAUUCUCCCUGGCUGCGAGUACACAACAGCAUUCCCCAGGGCGCUCAAGGUCUUCUGAGCCGCUAUGUGGUGAAGGACGAGCAGCUGAAGGGUGCAAAUUUCGGCAAGUUGGAGCAUGUUACGGUGACAAUGAACAUCAACCACACUCGCCGUGGUGAUCUCAGCGUGGAACUGCGUAGUCCGAAGGGCAUCGUCAGUCAUCUCAGUGUCGCUCGUCAGGGCGACGAUGAAAAAGCAGGUUAUGUUGAUUGGACCUUUAUGUCUGUUGCUCACUGGGGCGAAUCACCCGCGGGAGAGUGGACUGUGAUUGUCAAGGAUACCCAAGUCAACGAGUUUACUGGCGAUUUCAUUGAUUGGAGACUCAACCUCUGGGGUGAAUCCAUCGACGGUACCAACCAAUCUCUUCACCCACUUCCCGAAGAGAACGAUGAUGAUCACCCGUACGAGGAAGCGCACGUAGCCACCACUACUGUUGAAGCUGUGCCUAUAAAGACCGCCACCCCUACCAACCCUGAUGACCAUCACGACCGGCCAGUCAAUCAGAAGCCCAGUGACUCGGCCGCGACCGGACUACCUACUGAAGAAUUAGACACCACCGUCACCGGUGCUCCCACCAGUGCCGCUUCUCCUACCUCGACCUCUUCUUCGGACCAUCUGUCCAGCUACCUUCCCUCUUUUGGCGCUUCGAAGCGCACUCAAGUUUGGAUCUACGCAUCUCUGGCGAUGAUUAUCAUGUUCUUCAUUGGCUUGGGUGUCUACUUCCAGCUUCAGCGUCUGAAGCGUCGCCGCACCAGCCCUAAUGAUGAUUAUGAGUUCGAAAUGAUCGAGGACGAGGAUGAGAUGCACCCCAUGACUGGUGCAGGUGGCCGGACUCAACGUCGGGGCGGUGAGUUAUACAAUGCCUUUGCUGGUGAGAGCGACGAGGAGAUCUUCAGUGACGAUGAGGGCCCGUACCGGGACCAACUGGGUUACGUUCCUGAAAAGGACGGCGAGGACGACUCCAACGAUCGCUUGUUGUCUGAAAAGCGGUGA
This is a messenger RNA of Penicillium daleae, 2508 nucleotides long. RefSeq names its product kexin kexB (gene kexB). The transcript has 2 exons. The record is from RefSeq and is a predicted model, not a curated record. Gene Ontology annotation, molecular function: serine-type endopeptidase activity. Gene Ontology annotation, cellular component: Golgi membrane; trans-Golgi network. Gene Ontology annotation, biological process: protein processing. Bases 1 to 2508 code for a protein of 835 amino acids. NCBI's taxonomy places the organism in Eukaryota, Fungi, Ascomycota, Eurotiomycetes, Eurotiales, Aspergillaceae.